CGAAUAACUUCUGCCUCUCAAAAUUUGAGGAAUCUUUCUCUCUCUUCCUCAGCUUUCUCAAAUCGGGAACUAGCCGCUCAAACUCGAAAACCCCCGAGCGCUGAAGGCCAGAAAAUCUUAGGGCUAAAUUGAGAAAGCGAGAGAGAUAUAUAUAUAUAUAUAUAUAUAGAGAGAGAGAGAGAGAGAGAGAGAAAGAGAGAGAGGGUGGCGAAAUGGUAAUGGCUAGACAAUCUGAGAAAUUUUCUGCAGACUUUUUGAUGGGAGGUGUGGCAGCAAUAGUAUCAAGGAGUGCAGCAGCACCAAUUGAGAGAGUGAAGCUUCUGUUGCAAAAUCAGGGAGAAAUGAUUAAGAGAGGACAACUCUCAAGACCUUACUUGGGUGUCGGUGAUUGCUUUAGAAGGGUCUGCAAAGAGGAUGGUAUGUUGUCUUUCUGGAGAGGUAACCAGGCCAAUGUCAUACGGUAUUUCCCUACUCAGAUUGUCUGAUAACCUCCUGUUUGUCUGUACAUUAUCUGGUUGCUACUGCCGCAUUGCAAAUAUUUCAUUGAAAAGAAAGGAAUAUCUCAGACUAGGUUACUUCAAGAACCUUCUUGGACGUUCAAAAGAGAAAGAUGGUUACAUAAAGUGGUUUGCUGGUAAUGUGGCUUCGGGAAGUGCGGCUGGAGCAACUACUUCACUGUUCCUGUAUCAUUUGGAUUAUGCCCGCACACGGUUGGGCACCGAUGCAAGGGAGUGCCGUGUGAAUGGUCAACGCCAGUUUAAAGGGCUGCUAGAUGUAUACAGUAAAACCUUGUCUACUGAUGGCGCAGUUGGCCUUUAUCGGGGAUUUGGAGUUUCAAUCAUGGGAAUCACUCUUUAUCGAGGCCUGUACUUUGGUAUAUAUGACAGCAUGAAGCCCAUUAUUUUGGUGGGCUCCUUAGAGGGAAAUUUCUUUGCUAGCUUUCUGUUGGGUUGGAGCAUAACUACUGUCUCAGGACUUUGUGCUUACCCCUUUGAUACUCUGCGGAGGAGAAUGAUGCUUACAUCUGGACAACCUGAAAAGUAUCGUAGUGCUAGACAUGCAUUUCUUGAGAUCAUCCGUGUUGAAGGUUUUUCAGCACUUUUCCGAGGAGUUACUGCAAAUAUGCUUCUUGGUGUUGCAGGAGCUGGAGUGCUUGCAGGGUAUGAUCAGCUGCACCGAAUUGCAUCCACACAAGGCUACAUCUCUGAGCCCAAUCGAGCAGUAGCUAAUUGAGCAUUGGAUGACAAAAAAUUUAUGAAACAUCAUACUGUAGUUGUAGCAUGUACAUCAAAUUUUAGUCUACCAUUGUAAAUUUCUGAAAGAAAAUGUCAAUUUGUUGCUUCCUUGUCCAAGAUUUAACUGUCUGGAAGCAAAAUAAGAUUAAAGGCUUUGAUGUGUAUAUAUGUACAGAUACAAUUGUGAACUGUUCUUUUGUCCAUUGGACUAGAAA
Molecule: messenger RNA, 1450 nt
Organism: Carica papaya (papaya)
Lineage: Eukaryota; Viridiplantae; Streptophyta; Magnoliopsida; Brassicales; Caricaceae
Gene: ER-ANT1
Product: endoplasmic reticulum-adenine nucleotide transporter 1
Biological process (GO): mitochondrial ADP transmembrane transport; mitochondrial ATP transmembrane transport
Cellular component (GO): mitochondrial inner membrane
Molecular function (GO): ATP:ADP antiporter activity
Source: RefSeq, a predicted model, not a curated record